Guillardia theta CCMP2712 is the source of this 306-nucleotide messenger RNA. RefSeq lists its product as hypothetical. The record is from RefSeq and is a predicted model, not a curated record. Gene Ontology annotation, molecular function: protein binding. The transcript is spliced from 2 exons. The annotation marks the transcript as partial. NCBI's taxonomy places the organism in Eukaryota, Cryptophyceae, Pyrenomonadales, Geminigeraceae.
AAACUAGACGUCAACCUCGUCGCGGCCGAUGAUGUUGGAAGGAAUGCACUGCAUUACGCAGCGAUGAAUGGCAACUUGCCGAUUAUGAAGAUGCUGUUCAAGACUGGACAGUUCCAGGUUAACGUGCAGGAUGACUUUGGUAUGACUCCCCUGCAUCUGGCCUCCAGAUCCAACAGCGAGGAAUGCGUGCGGAAUUUGAUUGAGCAGGGAGCAGACUGCAUGAUGAGAGAUGAGACUGGAAGGAAAGCAUUCGAUCUCUCGACAUCAAAAUCCGUGAGGCAUAUUUUGCAAACUUCAUUCCAGUGA